AAAGGGAAAGGGUGAGUAAGGAGAGUGAUGGUGGUGGGUUUGGGAAUGCAAAAACUGAGAAGAAAGGUGUGGGAUAUGAAGUUAGUGACAAUGGUCUUUGCUGCCUUGGUUUAAAUGUUGUCACUGUUUGUAGAAACUUUCCAACCCAUGUGACCAUUUGUUUUUUUAAUCAGGUAAUUGCAAGUUCCUUUGCUUUGCUCAUUUCCUUUUUUAUAAAUCUAUUCAUGGAUGCUUGUAUAUAUAUCUAUCAAUGCACUCAUACAUUAAAUAGUAUCAUGAAACGGUCAUUACAAAAGAGAAUACCAGGGAAUGUUUAACCAAAAAGGAAAAUGAUUUUUUUUCUUUUACUUUCUUGACCAUAUUAUUUAAAGUCCAAGAUAGGAUCAGGUUUUUCCAGGUGGAGUAGCAUGGGUUGAGUAGUCUGGCCAGUGGGUUCAUGGCAUUUGGCAGAAAGAAAUCCAAGUCAGAUGGUGUUAAGCGUAAAUGGUGGUGACAGAGAUAUUUUGACAUGUUUUGAAUGGAGUCUUUUCACUCAAAAACUCCCUCAGAUUCUCAUCUCUGCAAGUGAGAAGGGUUUUUGAGAGUUGAAUAUUGCAUUGGGUAAAAAGAGGAGAAGCACCUCACAACAUUUUAGAUUUUCACAAGGGCUCUGAUUCACAUGUAUUGCUGCCAUUCACUACUUGAUUCUCUGGACUCGUCUUCUUUAUCCCAUGCCCUAUUCCCUCAUAUAUCCACUCACUAUAUAUAAUUUUGAUACUAUGAUUACUUAGGCGGACAAAUGCAUAACAGCAAUGCUUCUGAUGAUGACGACCAUGGCAACAAGGGCGAUGAACUUACGGUGUUGAUAUAUGGCUUUAGCAAUAAGAGGAUAUCAUUAACUUAUAUUUUGUUUGAAAUUAGGAGUACAAGAUAAUCUUGUAAUCGAGAAAUAGUUAUGAUUUUUAUGGGGUUGGCAUUAUGAAAAUGAGAAUCAACCAAAGAGGAUGUUGUAGUGAUAGCAUGUGGUGAGGUUUGACCACAUGAUCUCCCGCCAAACAAGGCUUUGAAACCAUAUUGAACUAUCAAUUUUCCUAAAAAUUUAAGCUCGCAGGAUUUGAGACUACAAUGUACAUCAUGCACUUCAACAUAAAUAAAUACCAUAUUGGCCUGAACUUUACUGUCUAUCAAACAUUGUCUAAAAUUAUUUGUCACCAGAUAAAUUGGAGUCUGGGAUCUAAUUCCAUACAUAUGUACUAACACCACAGAGCUAGUUGUUAUUUAUAUUGCAACUGUUGUAGUUUGUUAUGCUGAAGAUGAUGAAAAAUAAUGACAACAAGCUACAGGACAUCAGAAUCUAAACAGUCAAUGGCUUUCAGAGUUGGGAAGAGGAAGUGAUUAUCAUUUCAAUGGCCAGGUCAAACUCCAAGAAAGAGGUAGGAUCGCUGAGUGAUCAGAGGUGAAUGAAUGUGGCUGUGACGCGAGCAAGGAGACUGUUGUCUUGUUUGUGACAUGGAGACAGUGGCUAGAGAUAAGUUCUUGAAGCAAUUAAUUGAAUAGUUUGAGGAGAAUGGAGAGUGUUCAAAUGCCAAUGAAUAAAACGAUGGCCUUGGGACAAAGGCUGGCAGGGAUGGAGAAAGAAAAAGGAAAAAGGAAAAGGAAAAGGUUGAGUCAACUACUGCAACCAUCAUUAAUGGGGAAAUGGUCCCAAGUGCUCAUAGGAAAUUUUCCACUUGGAAGGGUUUUGCAUCUUGGAAAUAGCGGAAAAGACCCCAUGGUUUCAGACUGGAAAAUUGGAUUAGCCACUACAGAGAAAUUCAUGGAUCCCAGGUGGAGUAGUCUGGCCCAGUGGGCAUGGCAUUUGGCAGAAAGAUAUCCAAGUCAUAUGGCAUUAAGUGUAAGUGGUGGUGACCAAGAUCGUUUGACAUGCUUUGAAUCUCCCUCGGAUUCUCUCUUGUUUCUGCAAGAGAGAAGGGUUCUUGAGAGUUGAAUAUUGCAUUGGGAAAAAGGAGAAGCACCUCACAACAUUUUAGGUUUUCACGAGACCUCUAAUUCACAUGUUUUGCUGCCAUUCACCACUUGAUUCCCGGGACUCAUCACCUUUAUCCCAUGCUCCACUCCCUCAUGUAUCCUCUCCCUAUAUAUAAUUUGUACACACUAUUAUUACCAUGGUCUGGAAAUGCAUAAAUCCUAUCACAUGAUGCUCUUCAUACGGUAA
Vitis riparia (riverbank grape) is the source of this 2194-nucleotide messenger RNA. RefSeq lists its product as uncharacterized. The record is from RefSeq and is a predicted model, not a curated record. The transcript is spliced from 6 exons. Bases 1547 to 1966 code for a protein of 139 amino acids. Lineage: Eukaryota; Viridiplantae; Streptophyta; Magnoliopsida; Vitales; Vitaceae.